AUGGAAGAAACAACUCGUAGUGCUAAUAAUGCUAGUGAGUCUAUUGAUUUUAACAGGAAAAGGGCUGAGGGUAGAGAUGGAAGUGACAUGCCCAAGAAGCAUUUGCAGCUUAAAGUCCGGAAGCUCAAUCCUGCGAAUACCAUUUCCUAUGUUCAGAUUCUUGGAACUGGUAUGGAUACCCAGGACACAUCUCCAUCAGUGCUACUAUUUUUUGACAAGCAGAGAUUUAUAUUUAAUGCUGGAGAAGGAUUGCAACGAUUUUGCACUGAGCAUAAAAUCAAAUUGUCGAAGAUUGAUCACAUAUUUCUCUCACGUGUUUGCUCAGAAACUGCUGGUGGACUUCCAGGUCUUUUGUUGACUCUGGCUGGCAUAGGAGAUGUAGGAGUUUCUGUCAAUAUAUGGGGUCCCUCAGAUCUCAAGUAUCUGGUUGAUGCAAUGAAAUCUUUCAUUCUUAAUGCUGCUAUGGUUCAUACCCAUAGCUUUGAUCCAAUGCAUGAUUCUAAUGGCACUGCUAUUUCCAUGUCUCGGAAGUUUGAUGAUCCUGUCGAUCUUAUUAAUGAUGAAGUUGUCAAAAUAUCUGCAAUAGUCCUUCGACCGAAUGAUCCAGAAACGGGUCUGGAUGAGACCAAGCCUGCAAACCUUUCUGUGAUUUACAUUUGUGAAUUGCCAGAAAUAAAGGGAAAAUUUGAUCCCGACAAAGCUGCUUCUCUUGGAUUGAGACCUGGGCCGAAGUAUCGUGAACUGCAACUUGGAAAUUCCGUGAUGUCAGAUCAUCAAAAUAUUAGGGUUAAGCCAAGUCAUGUACUCGGUCCUUCUGUUCCUGGCCCUAUAGUGCUGCUAGUUGACUGCCCAACGCUACUGCAUUUACAACAGUUGCUGUCUGUACAAAGUCUCGUUCCUUAUUAUGCAGCUACGACUGGGAAUGUACUGGAAGGUUCCAAAACAGUGCAUUGUGUAAUUCAUCUAAGUCCUGCAACUAUCACAAACACAGCUGAUUAUCAAUUAUGGAUGUCAAAAUUUGGUGCUGCUCAGCAUAUUAUGGCAGGGCAUCAAAUGAAGAAUGUUGAGGUGCCAAUUUUAAAAGCAAGUGCUAGAAUUGGAGCACGACUUAACCACCUGUGUCCUCAUUUCUUUCCAGCUCCUGGAUUUUGGUCUCUUCAGCACCUGAAGUCUUUGUCAUCUGGCUUGAAGGCAUCAAAUAAGGAUCUAGUGCCAGGCAUUAUUGAAACCGUUUCAGCAGAGAAUCUUCUCAAGUUCCAUUUUCGACCUUACGCAAAUCUUGGGCUCGACAGAUCUGGUAUUCCAAAUCUGACAUCUCGUUCAGUGAUCAUUGACGAACUACUAUCAGAGAUUCCUGAGAUUGCAGAUGCUUCGCAAGAAUUAAACCAGUUGUGGUCAGGGAACACAGAAACUAAUGGAGAGAAGACAGUUAUGCAAGCUAACCGAGUUAUGACUGAAGAGCCAUGGUUGCCCGAUGGUGCACUUCCAGACUGUCUGGAAGAUGUAACUAGAGAUGACAUGGAGAUUGUUUUUCUCGGGACUGGUUCGUCUCAACCUUCAAAGUAUCGAAAUGUUAGUUCCAUCUUCAUCAAUCUUUUUUCGAAAGGAUGUUUACUUUUAGAUUGUGGGGAAGGAACGCUGGGACAACUAAAAAGAAGAUUUGGCAUUGAAGGUGCUGAUGAAGCUGUAAGAAGUUUAAGAUGUAUUUGGAUUUCCCAUAUUCAUGCCGACCAUCAUACAGGUCUGGCAAGGAUACUAGCGCUUCGGAGUUCUUUAUUGAAGGGAGUACCUCAUGAACCACUAAUCGUUGUUGGCCCGAGGCAGCUUAAGAGAUAUCUGGAUGCAUACCAGAGACUUGAGGAUCUAGAUAUGCAGUUUCUUGAUUGUAGGCAUACAACAGAAACUUCACUUGUGGCUUUUGAUUCCAAUGACGAUGACACCAAAUUUCAAAAAGCAAAAAAUGGAAAUACAAUUCGUCAAGAGGAGGAACAUGUUGAUUCUAAUUUGUUCACUAGAGGAAGUCGUAUGCAAAGCUACUGGAAGAAGCCAGGAAGUCCUACUGCAAAUGCUGCUGCCCUUCCAAUCCUCAAGUCCUUGAAGAAGGUCCUCAUGGAAGCUGGAUUAGAGACAUUAAUAAGUUUUCCUGUUGUUCAUUGUCCACAAGCAUUUGGUGUCGCGUUGAAGGCUUCAAAUAGAAUCAACAGAAUUGGAAAAACAAUACCCGGGUGGAAAAUAGUGUACUCUGGUGACACUAGGCCCUGUCCAGAACUUGUCAAGGCUUCUUGCGGAGCAACAGUUCUUAUACAUGAGGCAACAUUCGAAGAUAGCCUGAUGGACGAGGCUAUUGCAAAAAACCACAGCACAACAAAAGAAGCUGUGGAAGUAGGCGACUCAAGUGGAGUGUAUCGGGUAAUCCUCACUCACUUCAGCCAAAGAUACCCAAAAAUUCCAGUAUUUGACGAAACUCACAUGAAUAACACGUGUAUUGCAUUCGACUUGAUGAGUGUUAACUUAGCAGAUUUGCCUCUUCUUCCAAGAGUAUUGCCAUACCUCAAACUCAUGUUUAAAGAUGAGAUGAUCAUUGAUGAAUCUGAAGAUGUAGAUUUUGUAACUGCAGCCCUUUAA
This is a messenger RNA of Fraxinus pennsylvanica, 2625 nucleotides long. Lineage: Eukaryota; Viridiplantae; Streptophyta; Magnoliopsida; Lamiales; Oleaceae. The record is from the annotation of a GenBank genome assembly.